Molecule: messenger RNA, 2075 nt
Organism: Melanotaenia boesemani (Boeseman's rainbowfish)
Lineage: Eukaryota; Metazoa; Chordata; Actinopteri; Atheriniformes; Melanotaeniidae
Gene: slc47a3
Product: solute carrier family 47 member 3
Exons: 17
Coding region: 115-1767 (550 amino acids)
Biological process (GO): xenobiotic detoxification by transmembrane export across the plasma membrane
Cellular component (GO): membrane
Molecular function (GO): xenobiotic transmembrane transporter activity; antiporter activity
Source: RefSeq, a predicted model, not a curated record
CAACUACGUCCACUACCGCAUAAGCGGAAGUACGUCGGUACCUUGUGUCCACACCAGCGGGCAGGUGAAGCCGGUUAACUGACACUUGAGAAGCAGGAGACGCUGAACGGUGCCAUGGAUAACGUUGCGCGAGACGCACAACUUUCCUCAUGGAGGGAAUGUUGCCUGGUGAAGCGGAUCCGCAUGUUGGUCCCUGUGGGCUUCAAGGGCGAAAUAAUAGACCUGUCAAAACUGUCCGGACCAGUGAUUAUAGCCCAACUCAUGAGUUUUGCAGUAGGUUUUGUCAGUACUGUUUUUUGUGGUCACUUGGGGAGGACAGAGCUGGCUGGAGUAUCGUUGGCUACAGCGGUCAUUAAUGUUACAGGUAUUUCUAUUGGCUCCGGCUUAGCGUCAGCAUGUGAUACUCUGAUGUCUCAGACGUAUGGGAGUGGUAACUUGCUGAGAGUUGGAGUAAUUCUGCAACGGGCAAUCCUCAUUUUGUUACUGGCUUGUUUCCCCUGCUGGGCGAUCCUCAUCAACACAGAACCCAUUCUGUUGGCUGUCAGACAAGAGCCAGAAGUAGCCAGGCUGUCUCAGAUGUAUGUGAAGAUCUUUAUGCCAGCACUUCCUGCCGCGUUCAUGUUUUCAUUACAGACAAGAUAUCUGCAAAACCAGGGCAUCAUAUGGCCUGAGGUCAUCACAGGCUUCGUGGUUAAUAUUCUCAACGCUCUCAUCAACUACAUCUUUCUCUUUGCAUUACAUAUGGGAGUAGCAGGUUCUGCUCUUGCCAAUACCAUCUCCCAGUUCUCCAUGGCUGCAGUUCUCUAUGCUUAUAUCAUUUGGAAAGGUCUUCACAAGCCCACCUGGGGAGGCUGGUCUAAGGAGUGUCUCCAUGACUGGGGCUCAUACAUCCAUUUGGCUAUCCCUGGCAUGGUCAUGAUGUGUGUUGAGUGGUGGACAUAUGAGAUUGGAAGUUUUCUGGCAGGUUUAAUAAGUGAGGUUGAACUUGGAACUCAGGCAGUUGUAUAUGAGCUGGCAAACAUUGCUUACAUGUUCCCAAUGGGUUUCAGUGUGGCUGGCAAUGUGAGAGUUGGAAAUGCUUUGGGAGCCGGGGAAACAGAGCAAGCAAAGUUGUCUGCAAAACUCUCAAUGUUCUGUUCAGUGUCAGUGUCUGUCUGCUUGGCAAUUUUUAUUGGGAGCCUAAAGGAUCACAUUUCUUAUGUCUUCACAUAUGAUGAACAAAUAAGAGAAAGGGUUUCAGACGUCAUAUCUUUUUACGCUCCAUUCAUCCUCCUAGAUGCUAUUUCUGCUGCAUCUGGAGGCAUUAUAAGAGGAACAGGUAAGCAGAGAGUUGGGGCUAUUUGCUACCUUUUUGGAUUUUAUGGCAUUGGUUUUCCAAUUGGAGUCCCACUGAUGUUUGCAGCCAAAUUAGGAAUCAUAGGUCUGUGGAUAGGCUUAGUUACCUGUGUUUCACUGCAGUGCACAUUUUUGAUUUUCUAUCUGGCCAGAAUGAACUGGAAGAUGGUUACAGUCGAGGCUCAGAUUAGAGCGGGGAUUCGAGACAGCUCUGCUAACACAAGUCCCCAGCCAGAAGAUGCAGGGAACUCCCUGGGCCAGAUGGAGACAUUUAACCUGGAUGACACUGAGGAGGUACCUGCAGUAAAAACUGUAGACCAGAUUCCCUACAGGACUCUGGUUCUACGCAGAGGCCUGGCUGUGGCUGCCAUGCUGUUUAUCUUGGCUGUUGGAAUAAUUACAAACCUGCUGAUCACUAAUCUGGCUACUUGACUCUUUGCAAAGUCUUUUGCACUCAUGGAGCAAUUCUUUAGCCACCAGUGCUAAACAUAAUGCUGGUGUUGGCACCGCAGGCCAGAGCAGGACAGUGGUGCGACACGAGUAUCGAUAAGAAGCAAAUUAAAAAGGGGAAAUGAUGUUUGAUCGUAAUUCAAUCUCAGAAAGCAAGAUUUUUCUCUAAAACGACAAGGUUUUUCUGUGACUCCUUCAAGAUGAAGUUCACUGUUAUAUGCUGUCAAAAAGAACCAAAUCAAAGAAAGAUGCUAUAAUUAAAGCAAUAAACAUAAACAUUGUUAUCUUUG